GAGAGUGUGAGAGACAGAGAGAGAGAGAGGCGCGUGAAAGCGUUCGGCCCCGGAGGAACGGAAAGGUGUGAAAGGCUCCGUGGAGUUUCCGCGCGCGCGAUCUCGGAAAUGACUCGGUGACUCGGAACCCCGCGGUGAGUCGGUGUCGGUUCUCUGAAGCUCUGAUGAGGCGCGCGCCCUGGGCUGCGGGUCCGAGCGCGCAUUCCGCCUCCGCCGCGCGCGCGCCCUGAGCCUCCGGAGCCGCGGCUGUGAGAGAGAGAGAGAGAGGAGGAGGAGGAGGAGGAUGAAGCCCAGAGUGGGGCGCGUGCUCCUCGCCACAGGCGCCGGAUCUUUCUUUAUCCUCAUUUUAUAUUUACAGAACAGCGCGAGACCCGAGCACUUUUUGGGAAGAACCAGUUUCCCAGCGAAGUUGAGGAGAACCCCCCUGCAGACCCUCUCUGAUGGAGAUCAGUGGGAUCCCGCUGCUGUUGGGAUGACGCUACAGGCUCGUCGCUUGUUUCUGGAUGAAGCAUGUCGCUCUCACACACAUAAGAGGCGUGUCCUGAGCCCUGAUGACCUGCGCCACCUGCUGGUGGACGACCGACAUAGUCUGCUUUACUGCUACGUACCCAAGGUGGCCUGCACCAACUGGAAGCGAAUGCUGAUGGUCCUGACAGGUGACGGACGCUACCGUGAUCCGCUCGCCAUCCCUGCUAAUGAGGCCCACGCUCCGGGCCGGCUUCGCUCGCUCUCCGAGUACUCCACAGCCGAGAUUAACCGCCGCCUGCGCACCUACCUGAAGUUCAUAUUUGUGCGAGAUCCUUUUGAACGACUUGUCUCUGCAUAUCGCAACAAAUUCACACGGAGCUACAACACGGCCUUCCAUAAGCGCUACGGCACCAAGAUAGUGCGCCGGCACCGGGCUAAUCCUCAGCCUGAGGCGCUGGAGAAGGGCAGCGAUGUCUCGUUUGAGGAGUUCGUGUACUACCUCGUGGACCCGCGGACUCAGCGUGAGGAGCCGUUUAAUGAGCACUGGGAGCGAGUGCACACUCUGUGCCACCCCUGCCUCAUUCACUACGAUGUGGUGGGUAAAUACGAGAGCCUGGCACAGGACUCACGCUACGUCCUAAAGCUAGCUGGGGCAGAAGGUGAAGUGGCAUUUCCAGCUUCGUCUAAGAGCACGAGGACCACUGAGAGCAUGGCGGCCAAGUUCUUCAACAACAUCAGCCCCUUUUAUCAGAAGAAGCUCUACAAUCUGUACCGUAUGGACUUCCUGCUCUUUAACUAUUCGACACCGACCUACUUGAAGUUCAGAUGAGAUGAGUGCUGUGGAUUUCACUGUGUUAGAUGUUGUGGCUGUUCUGUGUGGAUCUGCUGCUCGCAGUGCUCAGAGAAACUCUUGGAGAACUGAUGACUGCUGGCGUCCUGCAUGUCUUCCCAGAAUGCCUCAGUAAUUCCUCUGGCUGUCUUCAGUGCCAGCUGAACUCCUGAGGAAGUGCCUUUGUUCUCUUAGUGUUGACUAACAGGAGCGGGAUUCUUCAUUAGCCGACAGAGAGAGUGAGUUUAAUCUCCUGCCCGUGUUUUUCUUAAAUAUAUUUAUGGUUUUUAUGUAUUUAUUGUAAACGUUGUACAUUGAACUGAAAUCUAAGUUUGUUCUCAGAGCUGUGAAUCUUUCUUCCAUAAAAACAAAACGUGACCAAUCAAACUUGAGCCUCCACUU
This is a messenger RNA of Neoarius graeffei (lesser salmon catfish), 1699 nucleotides long. RefSeq names its product carbohydrate sulfotransferase 11 (gene chst13). The transcript has 3 exons. Gene Ontology annotation, biological process: proteoglycan biosynthetic process; carbohydrate biosynthetic process. Bases 284 to 1297 code for a protein of 337 amino acids. NCBI's taxonomy places the organism in Eukaryota, Metazoa, Chordata, Actinopteri, Siluriformes, Ariidae. The record is from RefSeq and is a predicted model, not a curated record. Gene Ontology annotation, molecular function: sulfotransferase activity. Gene Ontology annotation, cellular component: membrane.